Serinus canaria (Common canary) is the source of this 588-nucleotide messenger RNA. RefSeq names its product bone gamma-carboxyglutamate protein (gene BGLAP). Gene Ontology annotation, molecular function: calcium ion binding; hydroxyapatite binding; structural constituent of bone. The record is from RefSeq and is a predicted model, not a curated record. Gene Ontology annotation, cellular component: extracellular region. Lineage: Eukaryota; Metazoa; Chordata; Aves; Passeriformes; Fringillidae. Gene Ontology annotation, biological process: osteoblast differentiation; response to vitamin K; regulation of cellular response to insulin stimulus.
AUGGCGGAUGUGCUGGAAAUAACCCUGCUGAGGCCGUGCCCCCUUGCCAGGGCCACAGGACCCUAUAAAGACACCCAGGGAGCCAGGGCUGCACUCAGCCCAGCACAGGGAGGCACCAUGAAGUCCCUGGUCCUGCUGACCCUCUUGGCCCUGCUCACCCUUGGCCUCUGCCGCAGAGCUGCCGAUGGCUCUGCCAGCACCAAGGACUCGCCCAGCUCCGAAGCCUUUGUCUCCAGACGCGCCAGCGCCGAGCUGGUGCAGAGGCAGAAGCGCAAUGUCGGCUAUGGCAGCAGCGUCCCUGGAGCUCCCCCGGACCCGCUGGAGGCCAAGCGCGAGGUGUGCGAGCUCAACCCCGACUGUGACGAGCUGGCGGACCAGAUCGGGCUGCAGGAAGCCUACCGCCGCUACUACGGGCUCGUGUAGCCCCAGCCCGGCCUGGGGCGGGGGCUGAGCUCCAGAAACCCCCGUCAGCCCCCCCCGCCCCCCGCACCUUCACCCUCCCACCCUCUCUGUUAGCCCUGGAAAGAAAUAAAUGCAAACGGUAGAGCCAGAUCCUCCCCAAGCAUGGGGCGAGGGUGGGCGGCAGGA